AUGGAAUCAAGGAAGGAGAUUCUGCUGCUGAUGGAGCGAGGUCAGACUGGCAAUCCAGUUGGCAGGAGAUUGCCGAAUUUGUCAGAAGCAGCUGGAAGCCCAAUAAACGAGUCCCCUGAAAACGUGGUCCACAGGAGUUGCUUGAGCCCCGGGUCGGCCCCUAUGACACUGGAGAGCGGAGACGAGGAGAUCGAUGCCAGAACCGACGUUAACACUCAGAUGAGAACGGGUUCAAGACUCCCCGUCCCGGACAAGUCAUCAUCGGACGGCUGCCCGGCAAAAUGUAAAUCGCUUUCAGUCCAAAACAGUCCGGAAACAGAGUCUGAUUAUUAUGACGAGAUAGAUGUCAGUUGCACCCCAAACCGUACGCCGGGAAAUCAGGGAAACCAGGCAAACAAAGGACACUCUUCCGAUCCAAUGGACAGUAACGGUGGGGCAGAACUUCCCAAAGUAUCCGGCUCUCAAAGCCUGAUAAGCGGCGGCGGGGCCGAUCAGAUGCGCCGCUAUCGAACUGCUUUCACCAGAGAGCAGAUCGCCAGGCUAGAGAAGGAGUUCUACCGAGAGAAUUACGUUUCCAGACCCAGGAGAUGCGAAUUAGCGGCGGCUUUAAAUCUGCCUGAAACCACUAUCAAGGUGUGGUUCCAAAAUCGCAGAAUGAAGGACAAGAGACAGCGUUUGGCGAUGACCUGGCCUCAUCCCGCCGAUCCUACUUUUUACACUUACAUGAUGAGCCACGCAGCGGCAGCAGGCAAUUUGCCCUACCCUUUUCCAUCACACGUACCUCUCCACUACUACCCUCAUAUGGGCAUGUCUGCAGCAUCAGCCUCAGCGACCAGUCCCUUCAGCGCUCCUCUGAGACCCCUGGACACCUUCAGAGUUCUUUCCCACCCUUAUCCUCGGCCGGAGUUGCUGUGUGCGUUCAGACACCCUUCUCUAUAUCCUUCUGCCAACAACCAUGGACUUGGCAGCGCCGGGAGUAGCCCUUGCUCAUGCCUAAGCUGCCAUAGCAGCCAGUCGAACGGGGUGCCACCAAGACCGGCAGGAACCGACUUCACGUGUGCAUCAACCUCCAGAACUGACACAUUCCUCACCUUCACACCUUCUGUGCUGAGCAAGGCUGCUGCAGUGUCCCUAGACCAGAGGGAAGAGGUUCCUUUAACGAGAUAA
Molecule: messenger RNA, 1167 nt
Organism: Mobula hypostoma (lesser devil ray)
Lineage: Eukaryota; Metazoa; Chordata; Chondrichthyes; Myliobatiformes; Myliobatidae
Gene: evx1
Product: even-skipped homeobox 1
Exons: 3
Coding region: 1-1167 (388 amino acids)
Biological process (GO): regulation of transcription by RNA polymerase II
Cellular component (GO): nucleus
Molecular function (GO): RNA polymerase II cis-regulatory region sequence-specific DNA binding; DNA-binding transcription factor activity, RNA polymerase II-specific
Source: RefSeq, a predicted model, not a curated record